This is a messenger RNA of Pseudophryne corroboree (corroboree frog), 8200 nucleotides long. It is a transcript of the gene SGPP1, whose product is annotated as sphingosine-1-phosphate phosphatase 1. NCBI's taxonomy places the organism in Eukaryota, Metazoa, Chordata, Amphibia, Anura, Myobatrachidae. The record is from RefSeq and is a predicted model, not a curated record. Gene Ontology annotation, molecular function: sphingosine-1-phosphate phosphatase activity. The coding region runs from base 219 to 1475 and encodes 418 amino acids. Gene Ontology annotation, cellular component: endoplasmic reticulum membrane. The transcript is spliced from 3 exons. Gene Ontology annotation, biological process: sphingosine metabolic process.
AGCAGAACACAGUCAUCAUCAGAGUGAGCCUGAGGUAACGGGGUGAGGAGAAGGAGGGCUCACAUGCCACACGCCGGAUCACACACCCGUGUCAGCGGCAGUCACAUGACAGCCCCCGGCCUCCCCCCUCCCUCCUCGGCUCCCAGGCUGCGGCCAGCCCCGUCCCCUCACUCGCAGCAGCAGCAGCGGCGUGUGACAGCAGCCGUGAUUGCGGCGGGAUGCGGGACGCCAUGGUAGCGGCGGGGGGCACCGGGCUGCAGCGGCUGGCGGACUACCUGCAGGACCCAGAGAAGGUGGCCCGCUUCCAGCGGCUGUGCGGGGUGCAACAGAGCUCCCCCGGCUGUAGCACCGCGUACCCGGCCGAGGAGGAGGCUGCUGGCGGGGACGGAGCCAGGCGCCGCACUAAGCUUCACCCCAACGGGCUGGAGAACGGGGCAGCCCCCGCCGGUGAGGAAGAGAAGAAGCGGCCGCGGCGCCGGAACUCUCUGACCGGGGAGGUGGGCCAGCAGUUCGUCAUCCGGAACCCGCUGCUCUAUUACCUCUUCAGCUUCGGCACCGAGCUGGGCAACGAGCUCUUCUACAUCUCCUUCUUCCCGUGCUGGAUCUGGAACGUGGAUGCCGCGGUGGGCCGGCGGCUGAUCGUCAUCUGGGUGUGGGUGAUGUACCUGGGCCAGUGCGCCAAGGACCUGAUCCGCUGGCCCCGGCCGCCCUGCCCGCCCGUGCUCAAGCUGGAGGUCUUCUACAACACGGAGUACGGCAUGCCCUCCACCCAUGCCAUGUCCGGCACCGCCAUCCCCCUCUCCCUCCUGCUGCUCACAUGGGGCCGAUGGCAGUAUCCAUUCAUUUAUGGGCUGUUGCUCGCUGUGGGUUGGUGCUCCUUGGUGUGCCUUAGUCGUGUUUAUAUGGGAAUGCAUUCCAUUUUGGAUGUUCUAGUUGGUGUCCUCUAUGCAAUCCUCAUUCUAAUAGUCUUCCAUCCGGCUCUUGAUGUCAUUGACAAUUUCAACCUGACUUACAAGUAUGCCCCUUUUAUCAUUAUCAGCCUGCACCUAGCGCUGGGGAUCUUCUCCUUCACACUUGACACAUGGAGCACCUCCCGCGGAGACACCGCUCAGAUUCUCGGCAGUGGAGCCGGAAUUGCCUGUGGGUCACAUGUUAGUCACUUACUGGGUCUCCUGAAGGAGCCGUCACUUGAUAUGCUGCCUUUCACUAUUCCUCCCUUCACUGUGCACCUUCUUGGGAAAGCCAUGCUGCGCGUUUUAAUUGGACUAGUCAUUUUAUUGCUGAUCAGAGCAGUCAUGAAGAUGAUUACUAUUCCUCUGGCUUGCAAGGUGUUCGGCAUUCCCUGCGAUGAUAUCAGAAAGGCAAGGCAGCGUAUGGAGGUGGAACUACCAUACCGGUAUCUUACCUAUGGCAUGGUUGGAUUUGCGGUCAUGUUUGUCGUCCCUUACGUAUUUUAUUGGGUGGGUCUCCUUUGAUGGUAAACACGUGGUCUAGAAGGACUGCUCAGAAAUGGUAUGGAGGUACUAGAGUGUUUCUGGAUAGAAAUAUCUUCUUGGGAGAUUUCGAUGUGGGGAGUUGGAAGCUCAGAGUGACUUGUGUUCCCCCCAUCCAUUCAUCAAGUGCUUCAGUAAGCAGAUUUCUUUUGGGCCAAGCAAGUAAUAAAAUGGUCCAUUUAUUUUUUAAUUCCAGCUUACAUUUUUUUUUUUUUUUUUUAAAUAUAUAUAUUUAGGUACUGCUUGAUAAUUGUGCCUUUAUUUUCCUGAAAUCACAAGUGCCGUGUAUACUGUGAUUUAAAGGCAAGCAUCCAGAACAUAUAGUUUGAACACGAAAAAUAUUUUUUACCGGGCGACGGUAAUGCCUGUUUAUAUAUGAAAUAUUACGCAGAUCUAUCUUGAGAGACGGCAAUAAUUUGGCAUGCUACUUUCUAUUGUAAUUUUUAAAAGGUAUUCUGUUUUUUUUUUUUUUUUGCCUAUGAAAGUUAUUGACCACUAUGUAUUUUAAUAAUUUUUACCUUUUUAUUUGUUGAGAAUUCCUUAUGUUCCAGUAACUAUGUAAUGAGAUGCUUUGUUGGCGUUUGCUUAUGUAGUAGCUUUGUGAUUCUACUAUUGUGUUGCUAAUUUAAAAUGUUGUACAGCACAAUUUGCAAAGCAUAAUAGUCCAGGUAGUGCUAUCCUUAGGCAGUGCUUUAUAUUGGCGGUUGUGUGGCCGGAGGUGAGCUGCCAUCACUGGGUGCAACACAUUAAUGGUACGUUAUCCUUACACUCAGUUGGCAUGAAAUACAUUGAAAGGAAGGUAGUGGUCUCCUGUUUUAAAUGACCCUGUUAUAAUGGAACCCAGAGCCUACACCAGUGAUGGCUAACCUUGACACUCCAGCUGUUGUUUAAUUACACAUACCAGCAUGCCUUGCUACAGUUUUGCUAUUUGGCCAUGCUAAAAACUGUUGCAGGGCAUGCUGGGAUGUGUAGUUCAGCAACAGCUGUAUGGGUCGCCGGUUCCCCACCCUUGGCCUACACAAUGGGCUGCAGCAAUAUUUUUAAGACCACAAAGGGGACCGGUCUGCGCUUGAAUUGAAUGAGAAGUAAUAGUAAUGUAUGAUAUAUCAACAAAAAAAGUCAGUGGAGUCGCACUGCACCACCUAUAUGGUCAGUUUACACACGUGAUCGUCCGUACAAAAGUAUGCAUGUAAAAUGAAUGCACAAUACGGAACAUGCAAUAAACUAAACAGAUAUGCAUAUAUAAUCCGUAUAGACAUGUUGCAACCAUGCAGCAGCGGGAAGGUUUGUACCGGGUCUAUAUUAUCUGCAUACCUGCAUCAUUCAGUAUAAGCUCAGACCCACCCCCUUUGUGUGUGUAUCAGUACAUACCGCUUUGGGUAACACUAGGGUCUCCAAUCUCCACUGCAGGAUAGCGCUCUGUCUCCUCCCCUUAUAUGUUUAAUAUUCUUAAGAAGGUGACUGAUAAAUUCACAGGAGACUAGCAGUAUCACGGACACAUGACAAUAUGGCAGUCACAUGAUCUGUAUGUGUCACAUGAUCUGUAUGAAUAGCUGCAUUCUCAGGAUACAGCCUGCCUCCACUGUGGUUUAGGCAAUGGGUAAACUUUUGGUUUACAUUUAAUCUUCUCGGUGUGUUGCGAUACCCGUUUUGCCUCAUCACGGAAUCCUACAGCAUGAGUGAUUCUGCAGUUAUUAAUAAGAUAUCUCAUCUUUGAGUUGCACCUGUAUAGUUUUGACUAGACCCUUUUUAUACAUGUUAUAUUUUAAUGAUUGUGUAUAGGGCUUUUAAGAUUACAUGGGAAUGUACUAAGCACAUGUAUGUCGUUAGCAAUUGCAUACCUUUCAUAAUGUUUAAUAAGCAUUUAUAGACCUCACUAGUUUCUAGCAAUCUGCCAUAUUUGCAUUUCUUGAGGCGUUCCAAAAAAAGAGCCUAUUUAUUCUACUAUAGGAACUUUGUAAAUUCAAAGUGUUAACGCGCUAAUUCCCUAAAUUAUUUAAUGUCACAUGUAAGUUGUAUUUGUUAUCAUCGAAUUGUUUUGGCAGUCUAAGAAUUUAACAUUUAUGUUAAAGUUUAAAAAUGUAUGUACGAUACGGUUAUAUUACACGCACUGAUCUGCUAGAUCUUCAGCAGAAAAUAUCAAGAAUAUGUUUUAUAUGGGAGAUUAUACAGUGUACAUACAAAACAAUGACAUUUCAGGGCAUUAAUUAAUAUGAAUGUUUGCUACAAAUGACUAGAUAUUCAUUAAGUUAUGAAUGUUUCGCAUUGCGACAUGUUUGCAAAAGUUUUUCAUUGUGAAGAAUAUUUACACCAAAAGUGAAACCGGUAGUUUUGGGUGGAGUUCGUUGAUGAUAAAUGAAGUUCUACUGCCGUGGAUGCCCUGUUUACUGCCAGAGGCCCCAAUGGAUGGGCAUUGCCACCACUUGGACUGUUUGUAUGGGAGAGAGAGGAGCAGCGUGGGACUGUUGCAGCCAUUGGGGGAUCUGGUUAAUGGAGCAUCAACGCUUAGAACAGUUUUUUUAUACAUGCUAUCACGUUGAAAUUCAUCAUAAACAGCAUUUUUUAGUUUUGGCACAAGUUGUUCUUUAAUGUAUUGUAGUAUACACACUUCUUUCUGAAUGGGUGCACUGAAUCCCUUGUAUGGAUUCCACAAAUGCACCCCAGAUAGACUCUGCUGCCAUGAGAUCUUGUACUCAUGGCAGUUUAUUGGCCUUCAGGGCUAAUACACCAUUAACAUUUUUAUCUAAUCUAUAUCCCACAUCCGAAUGUCCCAAUUAAAAGUGUGGGUGUCCAAUGUCGGUGACAAUCUGCACUUGGGAGAACAUCACUGCCGCUACUCCCAGCAUUUACAGCAUUCUGUUAUUAGCCGUGCAUGGGUGCUGCUUGGCCAGAGCCCCUCCUUACCCCUUCUCCAGUGUUAUAGCUCCCCCACAGCUCCACAUUGUAAUGUGCAAUUCAGGAUACAAUGGUACUGGAGGAAAUAAAUGUUUUUGUUAUUUCUCAAAUGCAAUUCGAUAGCAUGGCAAUUAGAAAUGGUGCAAGUACUGUUGCUUGUCACACACUUUAAUCUCUGCUCUCUGUACAUUUCACCUGUUAAACCUAUAGAACGCUGGUAGUUGUCCAUUAAAUCUUCAACCCAAUCUCUCUUCCAGACACAGUGGAGAUUUAAAUAAUUACUAUGAACGAGUUGUUGGGACAGUGACCGAAGUCCAAACAGUAUGUUUAACUAUUUUUUUAUUUAGUGCUGGAUUUAUUUAGCUGCGCAAGCAAAAGUGUGUGUAGCCUCAGAUCUUUUAGGCCCAGAGCUAUUCAAUUAGUUACUUAUUUUUCCUUGUGCAGUAAAUUCGCAUCUAACAAGUGUUAACCCAUAGAUUCCCGUAUUAGUGCCUGGAGCUAUGGGUUAUUGCGUUUGCGGAACUUGCAAUAAGGGCAGAAAGCCCUACUUGCCGCAUAUUUCUGUUCAAGGAGCUGAGAGGCCUUUUCAAACGGCCCUAAAAUUAUAUGGGAAGCUUUUGCCUACACUCCAACCUUUUUGUAAGAAGCACGGUCGCUCACCAUUAAAUCCUAACAUUCCUCCUUUACAAAUGAAAGCCAUCUCUUUAAAUUUUAACACUUGAGUCAGAAAUUAGUUCUGUGAAUUUUUUCAGAAAUUUUUCAUUUACGCGACCAAGAUUCCUGGCACCCAUGUGACUUAGAUAACACAGCUGGCACAUACAGGAGUAAUGUAUGCAGGUCAGCGUUCCAGUUUGCCUUUACUAGUAGCACUUAUAUGUAUAUACCUCUUCAAUGUUUUGUCUACUAAAAGAUGAAUUUCUCUGUAAUACAAUUGCUAUAUAUCAUACUGUGUUGUAAAUUGCUAAUUUGAAGGUACAAAAAAAAUAUUUUAAAUAAUAUUGUAAAAAAAUACGAUUUUGCAAAGUAUAAUACAGGUUGAGUAUCCCAUAUCCAAAUAUCCGAAAUACGUAAUAUUCCGAAAUACGGACUUUUUGAGUGAGAUAGUGAAACUUUUGUUUAUUUAUGGCUCAAUGUACACAAACUUUGUUUAACACACAGUUAUUAAAAAUAUUGUACUAAUUGACCUUCAGGCUGUGUGUAUAAGGUGUAUAUGAAACAUAAAUGAAUUGUGUGAAUGUAGAUACACUUUGUUUAAUGCACAAAGUUAUAAAAAAUAUUGGCUAAAAUGACCUUCAGGCUGUGUGUAUAAGGUGUAUAUGUAACAUAAAUGCAUUCUGUGCUUAGAUUUAGGUCCCAUCGCCAUGAUAUCUCAUUACGGUAUGCAAUUACAGGUUGAGUAUCCCAUAUUCAAAUAUUACGAAAUACGGAAUAUUCCGAAAUACAGAAUUUUUUGAGUGAGACUGAGAGAGUGAAACCUUUGUUUUCUGAUGGCUCAAUGUACUCAAACCUUGUUUAAUGCACAAAAUAAUUAAAAUGAUUGUAUUAAAUGACCUUCAGGCUGUGUGUAUAAGGUGUAUAUGAACCAUAAAUGCAUUCUGUGCUUAGACUUGGGUCCCAUCACCAUGAUAUCUCAUUAUGGAAUGCAAUUAUUCCAAAAUACGGAAUAAUCCGAUAUCCAAAAUUCCUCUGGUCCCAAGCAUUUUGGAUAUGGGAUACUCAACCUGUAUUCCAAAAUACGGAAAAAUCCGAUAUCCAAAAUACCUCUGGUCCCAAGCAUUUUGGAUAAGGGAUACUCAACCUGUAUAUGUGGGAUGUCUUAUCCAGAAAGGAGAACAUCGUUAGUUAUGGCAGCUGGUGUAGGGUUUUAUCCUUCCCACAGGUGCGAAUGCCAGACUCUUCUUCCAGCGGUUACUAGAAUUGAUAUGUGAAUUAGAGGCGUGGAGUAUGGUCAGAAGGGGAUCAUUUACAAGUGUGUGUGUUUCUGUACAUUUAAUGCGUAAUGCUCCAAACUACAGGGGAACCCUGAGACCCAAGUAUCUCUGGUAAUGGAUCCCAUACAAAGGGACUUAUGUAUAUACUAGCGGGCUGGGGCAGCAGUAUGAUUAAAGUGUAUAAAGCUCUCUCGCGCCUUUCCUCCGCCAUGCUCCCGUCCAUGCAUCAAGACACAGUGGAUUGAGGACAAGGUCUCAGGUCCCGGUGGCGGCAAGUCUGCGGUCCAGGCUGGCGCUUGAAUAUCUCUUGAGUCAUCCCUCUUUCUCUCCACCAAUGAGAAGGAAGCUGGUUUGACUGUGUCCUCAGCAGACGGUCAGUGCAGAGAUGAAUGCACUUAAGCGGAGCUGGCAACAGUCUGCACAGUUGUGAAUUUCAGAGCCGUGCAGGAAAACUGCUAAAUAAUAAUAGAACUUAAGUGGCUGUAUGUCUACACUGUGACCCACAUCACCUUGUAGGUGUUCUCUGUGAUCCUGGCCAUGGCUUCAGGGUCCCAGGGUGUGGAUCUGGCUGUCUCCUGGUCACCAUACGCAGUCACUGUCACAAUGUGCGGGGACUGACGGCUGCGAAGAGGGCUGGCAGGUGGGAGGAGCAAUCACCCGGACAGCAGAGGGGUGGGGGUGAGCUGGCUCCGGGCUGCUGGAGCCCAGUGCAGAGAAUACUAGUGUCACUGCUGCUGCAUUGCUGGAAGUACUGCGGUGCACUGCCUCACUUUGAAAAUAUAUAUAAUGUUUUUCUGAUAAAAUAAGUAACAAUAAUGAUAUUUUGUUCUUAUGUCCCCCCCCUCGUAUUUUGAACUGCUUUGGUUUAUGUUGAUUCAAAUGUUAAAAAUAAAAUUCUGCUCUUCAGCCAUCUUUCACAGCCAUCAUUAAGAUAGUCACUGACCUUUGCCCGGUCACCACUCUCUUUGCAGAACUAGUGAAAGGAAAGACAUAAUUAUUUGGCGUUUUUAUUUGUAUGUGUUAUCAUUUGCAGUUGCUUAACAUAAUUGCUUAUGGGGAAAUUUUCUUUUGUAAUGUUUCAUUUUGUGCGUUUUUUACUUUCAAAUAUCAGUGACUCUGUUGGCAGUCCAGCGCUUUUCUAGUUAGUUAAAAUAUUGCAGCAUAAUCUGUAAUGGGAUCUAUUUGCUCUUUCUGUGUUGAGAAGCCUUUCUAAAGUCGGGUAUGCAUUGAAUAUUCUAUUCCAUAGAGUUCAUCUGAUGCUAUAAAGCAGUGUUUCCCAGCUCCAGACCUCGGGGAAUGCUAUCAAUACGUGUUUUUACAGAUCUUACAAGUGAAAUAAUUAGCAACACCUGUGGAUCUUGUAAAAAGUGUCACCCAGUAAUUAAUACAGCAUUGCACAAACUCGGGGAUCUGUUAAAUAUGCACUGAGGACUUGAAUUGGGAAAUUCUGCUGUGGAGCAUACUGGAAAUAAUGGAAAAAUUACCCAAAGGUAAAAUCUAAAGUUCCUAAAAAAUAUCCAGUAAUACAUCAACUUUUAACUGAUAUCACGUGCUGCAGUAUUGGCGGCAGGAUCGAGCAGUUACUCCAAUCGCCCAGCAUUUGUGGUCUCUAAAUGACCAUCCUGCAUGAUAACAAUCCCGUCAAUUUCUACACAAAGGGUGUGUACACACGGUGAGAGAUUUUCUUUCGAUUUUGACUAUAUAGUCAAAAUCGCAAGAAAAGUUAGUGCAGAUCGCAAGGUGAAAGUCACCUUUCGAUCCCGAUGCGUGGUCCCGCCAGGUCGGCAUUGCAAGAAAAGAUAGACUGUGCAGGCAAGUCAAUCCUUGCUAGAUCGGUGUACGAUCUAGUUCAGGCAUGUCCAAACUGCGGCCCUCCAGCUG